AUGGAAGCCGAGGAGUUUGCCAAAGAACAGCAACAAAUAUACAAAUCAGCAGAAAUAAAUGGCUACGACAAAAGAUUCGUGGACAAAAUUCUAGGAAAACAAAAACGCAAACAAGAGAAACAACAAAUCACCACACUAUUGCCCGGAAGUAGUGAAAUAAAAAGGAUCAGUUUACCAUUCUACCCCAAAGUAACCAACCGAAUAAAAAAUACACUGAGAAGACUUAAUUUUCAAAUCGUGCACAAAAGCGAAAACACAUUGCGGGACUUGCUAUGCAAUUUAAAAGACAAAGUUCCCCCAGAUGAGCAUUCCGGAAUAUACCGGAUUCCAUGCCAGAAUUGUCCCUCGGUGUAUAUCGGGCAAACUCGACGCAAGGUGAAAGUGCGAAUCAAAGAACAUAAACACGCCGUUGAUAAUGCAAAGUCCUGCGAAUCUAGUGUAGCCGCCCACACCGUAACUUUAGACCACCAAAUAGACUGGAAAAACGCGAAAAUUAUUAAAAACGUAAGAAAAACGUCCCACUUAAAUGCUUAG
Messenger RNA from Wyeomyia smithii (pitcher-plant mosquito), 534 nucleotides. RefSeq lists its product as uncharacterized. Lineage: Eukaryota; Metazoa; Arthropoda; Insecta; Diptera; Culicidae. The record is from RefSeq and is a predicted model, not a curated record. The transcript has a single exon. Bases 1 to 534 code for a protein of 177 amino acids.